Molecule: messenger RNA, 2532 nt
Organism: Magallana angulata
Lineage: Eukaryota; Metazoa; Mollusca; Bivalvia; Ostreida; Ostreidae
Product: sodium-dependent neutral amino acid transporter B(0)AT3-like
Exons: 11
Coding region: 290-2272 (660 amino acids)
Biological process (GO): sodium ion transmembrane transport
Cellular component (GO): plasma membrane
Source: RefSeq, a predicted model, not a curated record
ACGACCCCUUCCAUGUGAAAAGUAUUAUACAAAAGGGAUUUGCUUUCAGAGUAAAAAACUGUGCUUCCCCUUCGGAAUAUGGAAAUGUGGAUCAACAAGUUCUGGACAUGUUGAAAUUUGAAGAGCUACGGGGGAGCAUAUCCUAUCGCAACAUCAAGCAACGCCAUCUAGCGGCCAAAGACCCAGUCAUCGAUCGACUGUGAUUCUCAAAACACCGAACACUUUCAAUUCUGACUUUUUUUUCAUAUAUGAAAAGUGUCCCCUGCGUAAGCAACCAGCGUCAACAGUUAUGGAGAGACCCAAGAAGAAAGAUAAAAUAGAAAUGGACAGUUUAGUGGAAUCGGGCGAAAAUUCCGUCAAAAAUUCCCCGUCGGGAGAUGACGAAAAACAGAAUCUGCAAGUUCCUGUUUCCGGACAAACUUACGGAAGUACUCUGAGUAUAGGACCGGAAGCGUCCACGGCAAAUUUACUGAAGAUUGACCUAGAAAAGAAAAUCAGCCGACAUACAGGUGAAGAACGGGAAUCCUGGGAUAGCAGGGCUGAGUUUCUCCUGUCCCUGAUUGGAUACGCCGUGGGGCUGGGUAAUGUGUGGAGAUUUCCAUAUCUCACCCAGAAAAAUGGAGGAGGAGCUUUCCUGAUUCCCUAUGCAGUGAUGCUAGCCAUAGAGGGUAUCCCACUGUUUUACCUGGAGCUUGCGAUCGGGCAGCGUUUGCGGAAAGGAUCGGUCGGCUCGUGGAACCAGGUCUCCCCUUAUCUCCAGGGAGUGGGGCUGGCUUCCGCUGCAGUCUCUUUCAAUGUGGCGCUUUACUAUAAUACAAUCAUGGCGUGGUGCAUCAUUUAUUUGGUCCAGAGUUUUCAGUCCCCCCUGCCGUGGUCCGAGUGUCCUCUUGUGGAGGGCUUCAAUUCUACAGUUAAAGAACCAGAGUGCGAGAGAAGUGGACCUACCACGUACUUCUGGUACCGAGAGACUUUAAACAUAGCUCCAUCCAUCGAGUCCUCAAGCGGCCUCAACUGGAAGCUGGCGGUUUCACUCCUGGUCGCUUGGAUCAUCGUGUAUCUAUGUAUGGUCAAAGGAAUCAAGUCAUCUGGAAAAGUUGUGUAUGUGACAGCUACGUUCCCUUAUCUAGUCCUUAUCAUAUUUUUCUUUCGAGGGAUAACGCUGCACGGAUUUGAACGAGGAUUAGAACAUUUGUUUGUUCCGGAGUGGAGCAAGCUGUUUGAGCCCGAGGUAUGGCUGGACGCCGCCACACAGAUCUUUUACUCCUUUGGCCUGGCCUUUGGCUGCCUGAUUGCACUAUCGUCGUACAACCCUAUCAGAAACAACUUUGCCAAAGAAGCCCUGAUAGUCACCGUCUCAGAUUUCUUUACCUCCAUCUUCACCGCCUGUGUGGUUUUCUCCAUAUUGGGUUUCAAAGCAACCAUGGCGUACGAAAAUUGUCUCACACAAAAGGAGAAUCAAACAUUAGAAAAUUCAACAGAUACAGUUUGUGAUUUCAAAACCAUCAUAUCAGAGUCGGGCUCGGGGACCGGAUUGGCCUUUAUAGCAUUCACAGAGGCCAUCAAUCAGUUUCCGAUCGCCCCUCUCUGGUCUGUCCUCUUCUUCCUCAUGUUGUUCACCCUGGGGUUGGACAGCAUGUUUGGAACACUAGAGGGCGCCCUGACGUCUAUUAACGACAUGAUGCUGUUUCCAAAGCUCAGAAAGGAAAUACUAUGUGGUAUCGUCUGUCUGGUCUCUUUCCUAAUCUCCCUGUGUUUUGCCACCAGAACCGGUUCCUACGUUUUCAGCCUAUUUGACUCUUUCUCCGCCAAUAUACCUCUGCUGAUUAUAGCAUUCAUAGAAUUAUUAGGGAUGUCAUAUAUUUAUGGUUUACAAAGAUUAUGCGAUGAUAUAGAGCUGAUGAUAGGAAGCCGGCCUGGCUAUUUCUGGCUCCUGUGUUGGCGUUUUAUCGGUCCACUUGCCAUGGUCGUUAUUUUUGUUGCAAGUCUCAUAGAAAUUUUCUCUAAAGGAGUCAGUUACGAGGUCUGGAACUCAUUAAAGGGAUACACGGAGUUAGCCCCAUGGCCCUGGUGGUGCCAGGUGUUAGCCGUUCUUCUAAUUCUGUCCUCCGUACUGUGGAUCCCGGGGGUGGCGCUGGUCAAGUACUUCAGACUUAUAGAUUGGAAGGAGGAGGUGCCCGCCUAUUUCCCCGAGGACGAGUUGAUGGAAGAGAGACAGUUUCAGCCACAUAUCAGUAACCAGUUCGAAAAAGUUUUAUUUGGGUUCAAGGAUUAGACACGUACGAUAUGUAAUAUUUUAGUUAGGCAUUGCAAUACGUAUCAAAGUAAAGAAGAACAUCUACCAACGUGUAUAAUUCUUGUAUAUUAGAAAAGAGCUAUAUGUGAUGUUUUGUCAAUCGUAAUAGUUUUGGUUUGUCUAACUAUAUUGUUUAUUCAUCCAUGCAUUGUUACUUUAAAUCAUUGCCAUGACAUUCAUUAUUAUUAUAUUUAUAUUAUAAAAUUGUUCCAUUUGACUAAAAAUCUAGAUUGAAAUUA